Melozone crissalis (California towhee) is the source of this 1713-nucleotide messenger RNA. RefSeq names its product PR/SET domain 6 (gene PRDM6). Gene Ontology annotation, molecular function: histone methyltransferase activity; protein binding. Gene Ontology annotation, cellular component: nucleus. Bases 1 to 1713 code for a protein of 570 amino acids. NCBI's taxonomy places the organism in Eukaryota, Metazoa, Chordata, Aves, Passeriformes, Passerellidae. The record is from RefSeq and is a predicted model, not a curated record. The transcript has 7 exons.
AUGCUGAAGCCCGGAGAUCCCGGCGGAUCCGCGUUCCUGAAGGUGGAUCCCGCCUAUCUGCAGCACUGGCAGCAGCUUUUCCCGCAGAGCAGCCAGCUCAAAAGCAGCGGGCCCCUCGCCCAGCUCCAGCCACCCGAGAGAGCCGAGCCCCCGGCUGACAGCCUCCGCCAGCGCCCGACCUCCCUCUCCUCCGCCUCCUCCUCUUCCUCGUCCACUCCGUCUUCCUCCUCCACCUCGUCCUGCGUCGCUGCAGCCGCGGCUUCUCUGGCCGGCCUGACCUCCCUGCCUGUGACCCAGGUCCCGGUGUUCGGCCCGCUGCAGAGCUCGGAGCUCCCGGCCGGGGCAGCGCCCGCUCCCCUGCAGGGCAAGGAUUUGUGCGGGGCCGGCGGCGGCAAAUGCGGCGAGCGUGGCCCCGCUCGGUACCGCUGCACGGCCGAGGAACUGGACUACUACCUGUACGGACAGCAGCGCAUGGAGAUCAUCCCCCUGAACCAGCACACCAGCGACCCCAACAACCGAUGCGACAUGUGCGCGGAUAACCGGAACGGCGAGUGCCCGAUGCACGGGCCCCUGCACUCCCUGCGCCGGCUGGUGGGCACCAGCAGCGCCGCCGCCGCCGCCCCGCCGCCCGAGAUCCCCGAGUGGCUGCGGGACCUGCCCCGCGAGGUGUGCCUGUGCACCAGCACCGUGCCCGGCCUGGCCUACGGCAUCUGCGCCGCGCAGCGCAUCCAGCAGGGCACCUGGAUCGGCCCCUUCCAGGGAAUCUUGCUCCUGCCAGAAAAGGUUCAAGCAGGUGCCAUCAGGAACACUCAGCACCUCUGGGAAAUAUAUGACCAAGACGGGACACUGCAGCACUUUAUCGAUGGUGGAGAACCCAGCAAGUCGAGCUGGAUGAGGUACAUCCGAUGUGCCAGGCACUGUGGGGAGCAGAACUUAACCGUGGUUCAGUACAGGUCAAAUAUAUUCUACCGGGCUUGUAUAGAUAUCCCCAGGGGCACUGAGCUGUUAGUGUGGUACAACGACAGCUACACAUCUUUCUUUGGAAUCCCUCUCCAGUGCAUUGCACAAGAUGAAAAUUUGAAUGUCCCUUCGACUGUAAUGGAGGCCAUGUCCAGACAAGACACCCUACCGCCAUUUAAUAAAAGUAGCAAACUAUCCCCUGCCACUCCACAGCGAUCCAUAGUAUUUCCACAGACUCCGUGUAGCCGAAAUUUUUCUCUCCUGGAUAAGUCUGGGUCCAUCGAGUCAGGAUUUAACCAGAUCAGUGUCAAAAACCAACGAGUUCUUGCAAGCCCAACUUCAACAAGCCAACUAAAUUCUGAGUUCAGUGACUGGCAUCUUUGGAAAUGUGGGCAAUGCUUUAAGACUUUCACCCAGCGGAUCCUCUUGCAGAUGCAUGUGUGUACGCAGAACCCUGACAGGCCCUACCAGUGCGGCCACUGCUCGCAGUCCUUCUCGCAGCCCUCGGAGCUGCGGAACCACGUCGUGACGCACUCCAGCGACAGGCCCUUCAAGUGCGGCUACUGCGGGCGCGCCUUCGCCGGGGCCACCACGCUCAACAACCACAUCCGCACGCACACCGGGGAAAAGCCCUUCAAGUGCGAGAGGUGUGAGAGGAGCUUCACACAAGCCACCCAGCUGAGUCGACACCAGAGGAUGCCCAAUGAGUGCAAGCCAAUAACAGAGAGCACAGAAUCAAUUGAAGUGGAUUAA